GGGAUAAAAGUAGAAGAAACUAUGUUAUCUUACAAGCAUGUUUAACAAACAUAUCAGAGUAAAUAAUUUGUAAAUAUUUGUGAUAGAAGUACUGAUAUUGUCUCCAAUAUGACCGGACUUUUGAAGUUAAAUUCUUCCGUCCUGCGACCGAAAAGGAAAGCGACGUUAACAGGAUUUCUACUGGCUUGUAUUAUUGGAGCUUUAGAUGCCAAUUUUAUAAACAACCCGCCGAGCACGUGGUAUGACGGGUACAUAAAAUGUCGACACAAUAAUCAGAACAUGUUAAACUGGUGGAUGUGGGAGGAUGGAACAACGGACCUGAACAUACAAUAUCCCGUUUGGCUCUACGGCUUAGAAGUGCGAAUCCACAACAAAAUUUCAGACAAAUUUUUCAAACUCGACCAAUUACACAACACCAGGACCGCCUAUGCUCGUUGCGAGGCUGGUAAGUAA
Messenger RNA from Dreissena polymorpha, 453 nucleotides. RefSeq lists its product as uncharacterized. The transcript has 3 exons. NCBI's taxonomy places the organism in Eukaryota, Metazoa, Mollusca, Bivalvia, Myida, Dreissenidae. Bases 109 to 453 code for a protein of 114 amino acids. The record is from RefSeq and is a predicted model, not a curated record.